ACUCCGCCCAUUGUAGACGUUGCGUGAUGAUGACAGUGGCAGGUGAUUCAGCUCUUCUCUGUGGAUGCUGAGCGAAGGAGGCGCGCGGGAGGGGCAGCUGUGUCUUCACUAAUUUUGCUAUUCUAACGAGCGCAAGACGGAGCAAAACCAGACUAUUUCACAGGGAAAAACCCCUAAAAAACGGUUAUGCCUCUUUUACAGUGGAUUUAUGUCCUGUCAUAUUUGACAGCAUCGUUUUAAGGAAAAACAUUGCGAAUCGGACAUUUUGUGAUACGAGGGCGUUUAGUUCCACAAACUGAAUAUAAAACAGCUUUGAGGAAAGGAAGAGAUUGACAUAACAGAAGGUAAGACGUUGGCAAACCAUCAUGGCAUGGCCCUGUAUCUCCAGAGUCUGCUGUAUGGCUCGGUUCUGGAACCAGCUGGACAAGGGCGACAUUGCGGUGCCGUUGGUUUUCACUAAGUACUCGGACGUGUCCGAAAUGCAGCAUCUUCACCUGCAGCAGCCUGCGUCGAAGGUCGCCAUAGAAACGCAGCCGCUUCACAGCGAGCGCGAGGUGGUGACCAAAGGACCUGCAGCCCAGGAGGAAAACAUUUCAGGAUCUGUGAUGCGCCAGGACUACAGACACUGGAAUGUUCGGCCUGAGCCCAGCUGCAAGCCCAAGAACACGUAUCAUUCCCCUGAGGUCUCUUUUAACAAAAAGACCCAGUAUCAGAAGGACUUCAGAGCCUGGCCUAUCCCAAAGAGGGGAGAUCAUCCUUGGAUCCCCAAACCCUCUCCGACCAUCUCAGUGGGCAGUGACCGCAUCCAUGACAGAGCCAAACACACCUUAGAGAUGAUGGAGAUUGGGGUGGAAAAGGGCGAGAUUGCUGACAAGGUGCAUGAGAAGGAGAUCCUGUCUAGUGAAAGGAAAAAGAGACAAGUCAAGAAAGUGACCAUGGUUUCUGAAAAGAAAGCUGGUGCGAAGUUGGAUGGGCAGGGCGUGGGGGAUGCCCCUACUACAGAGGGUAAAGGGAGGGCAGCUGUGGAUGCUCUCAACCGGCAGAUCAAACAAGAAGUGUCUUCUGGCAGCUCCUACAGGACUGAGUUCAAAGCCUACACAGACGUAAAACCCAUGAAGCUCAUCAAGGCCCAGUCUCAGUAUCAUCCUCCCAAUGGGAAGACUGAUCAGGAGACCAGCUACAGCGCCACCUACAGACCCUACCAGGCCACUCAGCAGCCAGAUGAAAACAAGGCCCUGGAAAGGAGAAGGAUACGCACACUGUACCAUGAACCUUACAGAGAGAGCCGUAAGGUGGAGAAACCCAGUCUUCCUCGCUCCAAACCCAAAAAGAGCACAGCUGCCACACCUGGCAAACUGCUGAAGAAGUCCAAGGAGAAGCAGGGGACAUCAUUGCGUGGUUCGAAGAAGAAGAGCUCUGAAAACCAGCCGGAGAGCAGAGCAGGGCAGGGCGACAAGGAGAAAAGUAAAGAGAUCAACAACAAACUGGCUGAGGCAAAAGAGUCAGUGGGCUGAUUUUACAAGAUUAACAGGGUUGGAUUUGAUGUUUUUUUUCUCCUCUUUUGCGUCACAAUCUCGCCCAGUAAUAUCAAAGCGUUUGCAUUUACUAUAGCUCCACCCACUCUCCUCAUCUCCACAACGAGGUUUCCAUACUAGCCACUCUACUGGUUGGCCAGUGGAUGCUCUUAUUUUGCAUGGAGCCAUUGGCUCUGUAUGCACUUACCAUCAGAUGCACAGACUGGUGGGUUUCAUUUAUCAAGGGUUUUGAAAUGAAGCCGAUAUGUAUCCGAUAAGCCUUUUGAAAUCAUGUUUAUGUAAAUUAGGCAACACAUAGAAACCACAAAGGCCAAUUUCCCAAUCAAAAAUCUUUGAUAAAUGUGCAUCUUUGGUUUUAAGACUAUAUUAAUCUGCUUGCUUUGCCUGUUUUAUGUUAUCAUUUUAUUGAUCAAACACCCCAAGCUCCCAAGGGAUAUGUUAUGAUCUCAGAUCACUUUGGUGCUUUGAUUUGAAUUAUUUUGUUUUCUUGAGAACCCUUCCAUAUGAUGAAAAUGUUGAUUAAUCCUUAUAGGAGCAGGAUAUAUCUAAAUUGAACAUCAGUAUCUCCAAAUAAACAUCUGUCAAGGUCAUAUAAUAAGCAGACCUUGUUUCGCCCCACUUUGUUGCCUGGACAACCAAAUAGAUGUAGUACUACUGUUACAUGAAAUUGCAUUAUGGGAUGUACUGUAAAUUUUUCUUUUGAUAGAAUAGGAUUUAAAUGUUCACUGUGAUUUUUUUGUGCAAAGCAAACCAAUAGAUUUUUUAAAAAAAAACAAAAAAACAAAAAUAUGUUUAUGUAUGGUUUUUGAGGUUUUGGUGUAAUUCUAUUCCAUCAUGCACCACAAAUUAUAUAAGGACCACAACACAACAUUUAACAUUAUCUUCCACUGUCCAACUGUUUCUUUUUAUCUCACGUGCACACUUCCCUUCCCCCCUAAGGGAGCCCCCGAGGUAGACAGAUGAGGUUCCUACAAGGAGAAUGAACUCAAAAGGUCAAUAGAUCAGCCAGCUUUAAAAUCAAAGCCCUUCUUUAUGUGAAUGCAUAUUCAACUUAUUCAUUAUUAAUGACUUUUCCAGAGUGUCUGCUUCUUUGUUUUGCUCCUGCAUCCCCCAUUGUUCAGAAUUGAAAUGACCUGUAUUCUUGCCUAAUUGUUCUGUUUGUUAUCAUGUGUCCAUUGAUGUAAUGGUAAGUCGAAUGCAAUCUGUUCGGAAUGCUGUUUGUUUACUCUUGAUUGCAUGAUCAUGUCAACUUUGUUUGUUUUAAUCAAAAGUUGGCCCCAAAAAGGCUUCUUCCCAAGAUGCACAUGUAUGUAUAAGGGGAAAUUUCAAGUGUCGUUUACUUGUUUCCGUCUCGUAACAAAACUGGCAUACAAGCCCUUAUCACAAACUCUGAGUCAAGUGAGCCAGUAAUGCAAACUUAAAACUAUCUUAAAAGAAAAAAAAAUCUAUUAUCAUUUACUCACCCAAAUAGUGUUUCGGACCUGAAAAAAAAACAUUAUGUCACAGAAGAAAUAUUUGGAAUGACCUUAGGGAGUCAGUAAAUGAUAGAAUUUCAAUUUUGGGUGGACUACCCCUUUAUAGUUUAAUGCUGAUACAUUCACAGAGAUGAUUUUGUGUUGGCAGUGAAAUCUUUUUAUAUAUAAUCUGAUCAGGCCUUAUGUAACAUCUCAUAAUCAUGGCUUUGCAUGUGACAUGACAAUGUCACAGAUUCAUGUCAGUUUGUGAUGGAAGAACAAAAAUGUUGGUAGUUCCUGGGACUGAAUAGCAUUCAUUUUAGAAUUUAAAUAUCUUCAUUUGCUGGCAUCAUGGGAGUGCAUCGUGUAAUAUAAUGCUUUGCAUUGUUAUUUUGUUUGUUUUGUUUUUUUGUUUUUUUUAACCAUGUACCUCCCCCUCUGCAAAUCCUCUCUGUCCCUGGUCUCAUCCUUUGAGGUCUACUUCAUUUAUAGUAUGUCAAGUAUGUAAUCUCAUUGUCCUGUUUGCCCAAUCUGCAUAGUAAUUCUGUUAUCUAUUGCCAGAUUGAAGAAUUUUUCAAUUCCAUUGAAUACACUUAUAUCCCUCACAGGCUCAUUUCCAUUCCUAUCAGAAAUUAAAUAAGGCACUAACCCUGGCUGAAUUCAGAAUAGCAUACUACGCUCAUAUUUUAGAAUGCUAAAAAUAUACAGGAAUGGUAAGAAUAGCAUGCUAUUCAAGUUCAGCCGUAAACCUUUUAUCUUUCAUGGUGUGCACCAUUAGCAGUCUAACACUAGAAAGCAAAGAUUCUUCUUCAUGUAUGAGUUGGAUUGACAGCCAUUCUGCCAUGAUUUUCACUUUGACAUACCAUGUAAAAUUUGUUCAAACUUCAAAGACAGUCGAGAUGUAUUAUAACUAUGUUUACUAUCAUUUAUGAAAAUAUAUAAUACAUUACAAUGCAUUAUGAAAACUUUGAAUGUAUUAUAACACAGGCUUCAAGUCCAGAAACACAGAAAUUCUGUCGGACUUGUGGAAAGUAUUCGUAUAGAAUGAAAGUAUCUAUUUGUUCAGUCUGGCUGAACUACAAUAGCUUAUUCUCUUCUGCACUGUGCUCUGAAGCUGACUGUGCCACAGGGUGAGGUCCUUUUUCUUGUAUUUUGCAGCCUUUGGUGACUCAGUUACUGUUAAUAUAAUGGGAAUUAAGGAAAGACAUUGUUGGGAGACAGAGGAGGAGCAGCUAACGGGUCGUACAUGUCAGUGAGUGUGUGUGUGUGCUUAGCACAGGUGCUAUCUAUAGUCCAUGCAUACUAAAAAGGAGAGAAAAAAAUAUGUGAAAGGGCCUCCGAUUUAACUGUGAUAAUGUGAAUUGUGAUUUCUCUCUUGCUUGCUCAUAUUGAAAUUAAUAAAUGCAAACGCAGAAACA
Messenger RNA from Carassius auratus (goldfish), 4407 nucleotides. Its product is annotated as microtubule-associated protein 6 homolog. The transcript is spliced from 4 exons. Gene Ontology annotation, molecular function: microtubule binding; calmodulin binding. Bases 366 to 1514 code for a protein of 382 amino acids. Gene Ontology annotation, cellular component: Golgi-associated vesicle; microtubule; cis-Golgi network. NCBI's taxonomy places the organism in Eukaryota, Metazoa, Chordata, Actinopteri, Cypriniformes, Cyprinidae. Gene Ontology annotation, biological process: cytoskeleton-dependent intracellular transport; microtubule cytoskeleton organization; regulation of microtubule cytoskeleton organization. The record is from RefSeq and is a predicted model, not a curated record.